This is a messenger RNA of Aspergillus ibericus CBS 121593, 1167 nucleotides long. Its product is annotated as class I SAM-dependent methyltransferase. The transcript is spliced from 3 exons. The record is from RefSeq and is a predicted model, not a curated record. NCBI's taxonomy places the organism in Eukaryota, Fungi, Ascomycota, Eurotiomycetes, Eurotiales, Aspergillaceae. Bases 343 to 1089 code for a protein of 248 amino acids.
CAGUAUUUCGCCGAUCGGUUCGAAUCUCAGCCCAAAGUCCGAUUGCCUUCCUGCAAUCCUGGUAGCUGUUUGGCCUCAACCAUUCCCAAAGCUACCUUAGUGGCGACAUUAGACCCAGAUGGUCUACAAGAUGUCUCCGAUAUGUCUCCGAGCUUGCCAUAGCCGCCUGCGUUCAGGCUGAUCAUUUCUGGGCAGUAAAGCUAUAAAUAUGGCCGUUUUGCACCUUGAAUUGUGCUCUUGUAGUUUUGAGCAUCUUCUGCUUUUUCAACAGUUCUAAAAAACUUAAAUUAUUUGCUCCCAUCCAUUGUUGCGAUUAUCCAAGUUGAACAUUUACAUCCAAUCAUGGCAGAACACACCGAGGCGAACCGUCAAUACUUUGAAAAGUUGGCCAAGUCCUACAAGACCGAUUUUCAGAAAGGUUUGGAGGCAAUCUGCAGACAGGUGGAUAGUCGCCGUUCCUGGAUCAGUGACAUUUGGACCAACACAGAGGCCGGAAAUGGGAAAGAGAUCAAGAUGAUGGAGUAUGCGUGUGGGCCUGGUGCUGUCUCUUUGACAUUGGCACCCUUUGUCUCAAAAGUCGUUGGCUUGGACGUCUCCGAAGGGAUGGUCAGCGAGUAUAACAAGAAUGCCCAGGAAGCAGGCUUUGGAGACAAGAUGACCGCGCUGAAAGGCGACCUUUUGGCCGAGACUAUCCCGGAGGAGCUCCCAGGGCCCGAGUACUUUGAUUUUGACAUCGUGGUUGUCAGCAUGGCUUUUCACCACUUCGAGCGGCCGGACCUGGCCAUGGCCCGCUUUGGCGAACGGCUGAAGAAAGGUGGUGUGUGUAUGGUCGUCGAUAUUGUACCAGCCAGCGACGACCAUCAUCAUCACCACCACCAUCAGGGCCCUCAUAGGGUUGAGCAUGGUUUUGGCAACGCUGAGCAUACGGUCAAAAGCCAUGGGUUCACUGAAGAGCAGAUGCAGCAGCUAUAUGAAGGCGCAGGUCUAACUGGCUUUAGAUAUGAGGUUAUGGAUGAGCAGGUUGUGUUCCACAAGGAAGGGAAGGAGCUGAUCAAGACCCUGUUCAUUGCUCGUGGGCAGCGUGUGUGAUAUAGAUAAUCUAUAGCAUCCGUAUGCGAUGAAACCUCGAUUGAAAGCUAAGCGCCAAGCAAUUCCAUUCGAAUUCAG